CCGCUCGAAUCGUUUCGUCCUGGGUUUCCUAAUUUCGUGAUCUGAAAUCCCAUUAUUUCCUUUCCUUAUUCUUUGGUAACAGAAUAUCUCCAGAUACGAUUUCGAGAUUUUUUGUUUGUUGUUUUCCGGCCGAUUUCUCUGCCGGGUUUAGAUUCUCUUGAAGGACAAUAUUUCAUCUCAUGCCGGUUCGUUCAAAAAGGCAGUGAGAGGGAAAAAAAAACAGAAAAAAAAACCUUCAUCGGCAGAAAAGGAAGGAACAGUGAUUUCGAUCCUUAUAUUAAUGUCGUGUUUUGCACAAACUCAAUUCCAUAAUUCCCGAUUAACUCAGCUUAUCAAUCUCUUCUUCUUCUUCGUAAACAACGCAAAAGCUUGGAGCUCUCUCGUUCUGCUGAGGAUUAUGGCCCAAAAGUCGCUGCAAUUCCUGAAUCGAAGUUCAGUUUGUCUUUAACCUAUUUCUAAGGGUUUAAAGAAAUUUUCGGAUUUGGGUUUUAUCCCUUUUUCGAAAUUUCGUCGCUUUCGCGCGAUUUUUGGUUACUCUGAUGCCGAGAAGAUGAUGAACGGAAAACGCAAGAGAGAAAUCGAUCUGGGUUCGACAAGAACAAUCCGUAUAAUCUGCAACGAUCCGUACGCCACCGAUUCUUCGAGCGACGAUGAUGAAGAAGAGGGUGGUGGGUCGAAACGCCUCGUCGCAGAGAUCGACGUCCCGAUACUGCUCAAAAAAUGGUACGGAGACGAGUCUGAUUCAGCGAAUCUUCCGGAAUUAUCGGAGAAGAGAGAGCGGAGAUCAUCGUCUUCGGGAUUCAAAGGUGUACGGAGACGGCCAUGGGGGAGAUUCUCGGCGGAGAUAAGAGAUCCGUUCACGAAGCGGCGAAAAUGGCUCGGAACGUUCGAUACAGGGGAAGAAGCAGCACAUGCCUACGAGAAGAGCAAGAGAGAGUUCGAGCAGCUCUUGUCGUUGCAAAACCAGACCGGUUUAACCAAACCGGAAGUAAACCGGACCAAAUCGGUCCAUCCUCAGUCUCCUUCUCCGUCUCCGUCUCCGUCUCCGUCUCCGGUCUUCGAUUCUCGUUCAACGUCACGGAACUGCACUGACGAAAAUGGCGAAGUCGUGGACACAUGUGAGAAGCACGACGCGGAGAUGAAGAGAGUUGGGUUCGGGUGCCGAGACGACGAGGAAUCGAUUGACAGAUUGCUGGAAGAACCUAAGACCGUGCCGUCGAUUUCGGAUAUCUUCGACGAAUCGAUCGAUGGAUGGGAAGAUCUCUGGUCCGACUGUAACAAUCUGUUUGAAUUCGACGAAUUCGAUUUCGAUUUCAACCUCGAUAUGAUCGAGGAAGACGAGAGUCUUUCGAGUGGGAACCGAGCUCUGGAUAUGGUCGGUACGGACGAUAUGGUCGAAGGGUUUUUAGAAACGGUCAACGAAGAUAUAGACGAAAAGGGUAUGAUUGAUGAGCACAACGGUACAACCAAGGACGCGAAAACGGGCGAAAAGAAUGCUACGGUCGACGAUAGGGACAAAAAGGGUAAUGGGUCGUCGAAAAAAUCCAUUAUAAAAGUUUCGGGUUCGGACAUGGAGGAGGAUCCGUUCGAUGGUUGGGAGAAUUUACAAGGGCUGCUGAAGCUUGAUACGCUAGGGGAUGGUCUCCCUUUGGACAAUUUCGAGGAUUAUGACGUCUUAUUUGGUGAUGCGACGGAUUGGAUGAAGGAACCGCCCCUCAAUUUUGGAGUUUGUAUUCUUAGUGACGGAUUUUGAAACGGAGAGAAAGAGUUUAGCAGCUAGAGAUAUAUAAUAUUGGUCUUUAUCAACAUAAUUAUGUUUUCUGUAAUUCUAUUUAUAAAAAAAAUUAUAAAAUUAUUAUUGGA
Molecule: messenger RNA, 1863 nt
Organism: Tarenaya hassleriana
Lineage: Eukaryota; Viridiplantae; Streptophyta; Magnoliopsida; Brassicales; Cleomaceae
Product: ethylene-responsive transcription factor ERF117
Exons: 2
Coding region: 551-1753 (400 amino acids)
Biological process (GO): regulation of DNA-templated transcription
Molecular function (GO): DNA binding; DNA-binding transcription factor activity
Source: RefSeq, a predicted model, not a curated record